This is a messenger RNA of Suillus fuscotomentosus, 1625 nucleotides long. RefSeq names its product nucleotide-sugar transporter. Gene Ontology annotation, molecular function: UDP-galactose transmembrane transporter activity. Bases 273 to 1466 code for a protein of 397 amino acids. Gene Ontology annotation, biological process: pyrimidine nucleotide-sugar transmembrane transport. Lineage: Eukaryota; Fungi; Basidiomycota; Agaricomycetes; Boletales; Suillaceae. The record is from RefSeq and is a predicted model, not a curated record. Gene Ontology annotation, cellular component: Golgi membrane. The transcript has 3 exons.
GUUGUUAUGUUCGGAUUCGUGAGAGGGCGUCUAUAGCUGGUUCAAAAUUCUCCUUCUCUGUUCUUCUUUCCUGCUGCGGACAAGAAAUUCCAGCCAACUGCGCCAGGAAUAAAAAAGCCUGGCAGCUGCGGACGACCCAAAGCCAGACCUAGGCUGAACUUGGAGUCGUUGCUGGGCACGCCCCUAGUUAUAGUACUACGCCUUCUCACAUACCACCUUCCUGCGAUACCCCUUCGAGCUUUUUUCCUUUUCAAUACCCCAUCGUAUCUCUCAUGUCUCAACUCGCCCUUCCUGCGCACCAAGAAAACUAUGGCCACAAAGGCGACGACGACGACGACGUCGAGUACGAAGAGCUCGGGCUGCUCCCCGCAGAUAUCCCGCCUGUUCCCUCAUUUCGUGGCAUUCCAUUGAAAUACAUAUCACUCGUGACGUUGGCGGUUCAGAAUUCUCUCUUAACAUUAAUAAUGCACUAUUCUCGCGUGUCCAUUCCUCCAUCCCAAUCCUACUCUGCGCCAACCGCCGUUCUUCUGAACGAGCUUCUCAAAGGGUCCAUAUCACUCGCCAUUGCUUUCGCCCGUAUAAACCGUGUCACACCUUAUACGUCCGACACCCCACAGCUACCACUCACCGUCAGCCGCUUCUGGCAUCCUACAAAGAUUCUCUUACGCGUCCGACGACUUGGCAGAGAAGUCUUUUCGCCGGAUUGCUGGAAACUGUCGAUACCCGCCAUCCUAUAUGUCAUUCAGAAUAAUCUGCAGUAUGUUGCUGCCACCAAUUUAGAAGCCGCAACUUUCCAAGUCAGUUAUCAAAUGAAAAUACUUUCCACGGCGGCGUUUUCAGUCAUACUCCUGCGAAAGCAGUUAAGCGCCAGCCAAUGGCUAGCGCUGCUGUUCCUUGCUAUCGGAGUCGGCGUGGUGCAGAUACAGACUGGUGUGAGCGAUACGAGCAAGGCAUCCUCUCUGUUGUUCCAUGAGACCUCGAUGAACGCUCUGAAGGGAUUCCUCGCGGUGUUUGCCGCAUGUUUCACAUCCGGCCUCGCAGGUGUCUAUUUCGAAAUGGUUCUCAAAAAUUCUCAGUCCGAUCUUUGGAUCCGCAACGUGCAACUCUCCGCAUUCUCCCUCCUCCCUGCGCUUAUUCCCAUCGUCCUCUCACGACCGUCUGAAACGGGAUUCCUCAGUUCCUUGUUCGAGAACUUCGGAGCCUGGGCGUGGGCCACGGUUGCCAUUCAAGUGCUUGGUGGCCUGGUCACCGCCAUGGUCAUCAAGUAUUCUGACAACAUUCUCAAGGGCUUCGCCACAAGUUUGAGCAUCGUGAUCUCAUUCCUGGCGUCAGUUGCACUCUUCGACUUCCAAAUGACGUUCACGUUCAUCCUUGGCUCUGUCAUCGUUCUUAUCGCAACGUGGCUGUACAACCAGCCCGGGCGGAACCCUAGCACAUCGAGACUGGUGUACGUGGGCAAGAACUGAGCGUCAAAAGAUGAUAGAUAGCGCACAUUGGGACAUGCCACGUUUACGAGUUGGACACUUUCAGCCCGUUUAUCGUCACUCCGGGAGUACUCGGAACACUACUUAUUUACACCGAUUAGGACGGUCACUCUUGGUACAUUUGGACAUGCAUAUAGUUUG